Messenger RNA from Perkinsus marinus ATCC 50983, 573 nucleotides. Its product is annotated as Transposable element Tc3 transposase, putative. The transcript has 2 exons. Gene Ontology annotation, molecular function: nucleic acid binding. The record is from RefSeq and is a predicted model, not a curated record. NCBI's taxonomy places the organism in Eukaryota, Perkinsozoa, Perkinsida, Perkinsidae. The coding region runs from base 1 to 573 and encodes 190 amino acids.
AUGCCACAGAAAUUGCUUCUAACCGACGCCGUCGUAGUUAAGAGGCUUGCUGAAGGGGCUAAGAACCUCGAAGUUGUGAAGGAGCUUGGAAGGGACCACCGUACUAUCAAGAAGUACCUGGAGGACCCUUCUAAGGUCUACCAGAGGGGGAGAAAACUCAAGAGAGAGAUGGUUAGAGCCCCGCUAGCCACCAGCAAGGAGUUGUUUGACGCGGCGGAGGUGAGUAAAGGGAGCAAAAGCACCAGGUGCAAGGUGCUGAAGAGCAUAGGGAAGGUCUUGAAAGCCAACCCCAGGCCUUCCUUGACGAAAACCCAUAAGGAAGAGAGGGUGCGAUGGGCCAAGGAUAACAUGAAGACGGAUUUCUCGAAGGUGCUGUGGACGGACGAGUCACGAGCGACGCUGGACGGCCCCGAUGGGUGGGCCCGAGGGUGGAUUAUGGAUGGUACUUGUCCGAGCCGAUCCAAGCGUCAACAGGGAGGAAGUGGCGUCAUGAUUUGGGCCGGGAUCAUCGAAGGAAAGGUCUUCGGUCCCGUGAGGGACCAACAAAAAGUGAAAAUGAACUCGCAAGAGUGA